Messenger RNA from Pungitius pungitius (ninespine stickleback), 767 nucleotides. It is a transcript of the gene acbd7, whose product is annotated as acyl-CoA binding domain containing 7. The record is from RefSeq and is a predicted model, not a curated record. The coding region runs from base 147 to 413 and encodes 88 amino acids. Gene Ontology annotation, molecular function: fatty-acyl-CoA binding. NCBI's taxonomy places the organism in Eukaryota, Metazoa, Chordata, Actinopteri, Perciformes, Gasterosteidae. The transcript has 4 exons. Gene Ontology annotation, biological process: fatty acid metabolic process.
UGAAGGUGCAGCCAAUCAGAUUGCCAGCUGCUCUGCAGGCCUCUCCUCUGCACAUUGAAUUGCAUCCAUCGGCGGCGCUGUGAUCAGAGACAUCCAGCCGACGGGAGGAAUACUUUCACCUGAUCUACGUUGUUCUAUCUGCGAAAAUGUCUAAUCGGGCAGAGUUUGAGAAGAUGGCAGAGGAUGUGAAGAAGGUGAAGACGAAGCCUACGGAUCAGGAGCUGCUGGACCUGUAUGGACUUUAUAAGCAAGCAACAGUUGGAGAGAUUAACACCGAUCGACCAGGAAUGAUGGAUUUCAAAGGAAAAGCCAAGUGGGACGCCUGGAGCUCAAGAAAAGGAAUGUCCAAGGACGAUGCCGAGUCAGCCUACAUUACACUUGCGAAGGAAGUCGUCAGCAAAUAUGGCAUAUAAGGCUCGCGAUAAAUGGGAGAAUUAAUGGAAAAUGACUAAAUAACUCAAAAACUUAAAUGUCCUUAGCUUUACAAGUAUCCUUCUGCGUUCAGAGGCAAUAAUUACAUAGGAUAAAGUUGAAUUUAAAAUUGACUAUGAUUUUUUUUUUAUCAAAGAUUAUUAAUUGAAUAAGUGAAAUGUAGCCUUGGACUAAAAUAUAAAAUCGUUCUAAUUGCUAAUCAUCUCAUUUAUGUAGUUGAUUCUUGCAAUCUCCAUUUGCACAGCAAUAUAUUGUAUACACAUGCACUGUGAUAUGCAGCUGGAUUACUGUACAGGACAGACUGUCUAGCAUGAAAAUAAAAACUCUGAAAAAUG